AUGUCUACCACGCCCGACCUCCGACGCGCCGCCUCGCCAACAAUGAACUCUGACCCGGCCGACACAUCCCUCUCGCAGUCGAGCACCGUGGCCAAUGAUGAUUCACUGCUCUCACUGGACCCAGACACGUCCAUCUCCUCGAUCGACAGCGAGGACAAGCAUCCACGCUCGCGCCGGAAGCGCACCAGUCAACGCGAUAGGGCCAUUCUCGAGUCGACGUAUCGCUCCAAUUUGAAACCUGAUAAGACAGCACGAAUGGAGCUAUGUCGACAGACGGAGAUGACGGAGAAGGAGAUCCAGGCAUGUGUUUGGUUCCAAAAUCGACGACAGAACGACAGGAGGAAGUCCAAACCACUCACACAAGCCGAGCUCGCGAGUCUGCAGUACAGCGGCAUCCGUCCCAUUGGCGGGGAGAACCUCGACGUCAGUCCUCUGAAAGUUGUGCAAGGCCCCUUUGCGGUCGCGGACCCGGUCGCGGAUGCGGUAGCUACGCCCGACGGUGGCUCGCCGGCAGGCCAGAACCCUUUCGUGCCGCCUGUGGCGCUGCCCUCUCCUCCCGCUGCGGACGACCAGCACACGAGCCACGUGAGGAGCUGCUCAGACGCAGCAGCGUACUCUCGUCCUCAGCUGCCACCGCAGGAGAGCUUCUCCGCAAGCUUCGGCCCCUCAAGCUCGUUACCUAACGUUGGAUACCUGGCCAACCGUAGGAGGGAGGGCGGUUCCUUCUCAGCACCCUCACCGCAGACAUCUGGCGGGUACGAGAGCUUCUCAUUUCGAGUGGACAAUGCCAACAGCAGCCCAAAUGCUCCGCAUAUCUACAGCGGCAGCGCCUCGCAGGUCCGCCUGUCCUUCUCGUUGGACGGGAAAGCAGAACUCAUCCCUCAAGGUGCUGAGCAGCAACGCAACAUUUCACAGGAGAGAUCGCCCUUGCAGCCGGCUCUGCAGCGCAGCCAGAGCGCGUACACCACGCGUCCCAGCCUGCCACCUCUGUCCUCCAUCCUCCCACAGGUGAGCGCGCCUCGUCUCCAGCGCGGUCGCUCGCGCAAUGCCUCUGCGUGGGAAAGCUGUGCAACGAGCGAGACGCGCGACGAGCUCACAAAGAUGGCCGAGCACGAGUCCAUUGGCUCGGCUGCCGCGUCCAUCAGUCUGAUCAGGUCGGCCAGCAGCACUGCGCUGCAACCAAGCAACGGCAACAAGAGGAACUCGUCCCUCAAGGGGCCGCUCCACCAGACCAAGAGGACCAAGUUGAGUCGCACAACAUCAAGCAUCGCCAAGCUUGGCGGCAGCGACGCCACCAAGCCACCAAGCAGUACCCUGUCCGCGGUUUCCGCGAUAGACUCGGACAAGGAGAACUUGAGCCCGGACGAGGACGGCAAUCCGCGAUUCGAGCAGCACUCACGCAGACGACCCCUUCCCUCAGCCACGACGACAACCAUGUCGGCCACGACCACCAAGAGCCGACGUGUGCUAGAAGACGCGAGAGGCGGGGCGGCAAUGCUGAAUCGUCGUGCGAGCACCGCGCCUGUGAGACGGGGCAAGCACUCGCAGGUCGUCGAGAUCUUUCAGGAUGGCGAGGACCCGGAGGUGGAACGGUUCAUGUCGCGCAGCAGCGUGAGCCCGAGCAAGAAUGACCAAAUGGACGUCGUUGCGGGACUGUUGUCACUAAGUAAAGGCGCUUGGCGAUGA
Messenger RNA from Emericellopsis cladophorae, 1686 nucleotides. RefSeq names its product GS homeobox 2. NCBI's taxonomy places the organism in Eukaryota, Fungi, Ascomycota, Sordariomycetes, Hypocreales, Bionectriaceae. The record is from RefSeq and is a predicted model, not a curated record. The transcript is spliced from 4 exons. The coding region runs from base 1 to 1686 and encodes 561 amino acids. Gene Ontology annotation, molecular function: transcription cis-regulatory region binding. Gene Ontology annotation, cellular component: nucleus. Gene Ontology annotation, biological process: regulation of DNA-templated transcription.